CCCACAGUGCCAGGACUUGAGGAGAGAAGCGCUCACACGCACUGUACUCACGGCGCCUGCUCUGGUCCGCUCCUUCGACAGUGCGCAGCCUAUAAUUCAGCACAGACAAGAGACACCCUCGACCAGUUCCCGGACUCUACCCUAGGCUACUGCUGAGGACGUUCUAACAGGACAUGCCUCGAAGAGCGGAACAACGAAUCCAAUGUAUUGCAAAGGAAGAGGUUGACAUCACACGUGAGUCAUUUGGAGAGGCAGAGGUGUAUAAACAAACGGAGCAGAUAAAGAUGAACAUUACCAUGCCCUGUCUCUAUCGCCACCACCACAUUCGUUUAGCUUCUUUUUCAUUUUCUGCACAGACGCAGAAUAGGUGGAAUUAUUGAUUAAAAGGGAAGAGGAUUCCAAUGUGGACGGGAGAGGAGAGGAGACACUCGUGACAAUGAGAGUCACAUCAAUUUAGGAGCGGCCCUUCAGAAGAUAGCCGUUUAUAUGUGAAGGACAGAAAUGAAGUCGUCUCCAGGAUAGCGCUGCGAGCGAGUGCAUCCGAUCGGAGUUUGCUGGCGAUCUGCGGGACUGCUGCUCCCCGUAUUUGCGGCCAUGCUGCGGGAAGCAUCAUCCGAGCUCUUCACCGACUUGAGGGGCUUUUACCAGCCGAUUGUUAUUACAGUGAAUUCGUUAAAAUUAUUUCGUUGUCUUGAAGACGGCUAUUCCCGAGGCUUUUUUGCAAUAUUUGUUUCAUCGUUUGCUAAAGAACUCUGCGCAGGGAGAGCUGAUCAUAUUUCACAUAGCUCUGACAUUUGUAUCCUAACAAAAUUCUGUGGAAAACAUGUAAUUAUUUAUAGACUAUGUUCCGUGAAUUGCGGAACAAAAGUUGUGGGUUGUGUCCCGGGUUGGGUAGUGUAGGCCUAUGGGGUUAAGUGUUUCUCUGUUUGUGUUUAAAGUAGGCACGCAUAGCAGCCAAUUCGCUCAAGCUUAUUAUGUGAGUUAGGCAUUGUAUUAAAAUCUGAAUGAAUGUGUUGGAUGUUGUUUCCCCUACUGGUAUUGCACUCUAACAGCUGGACAGUGUACUAUUCACGAGGGGACAGGUGUGUUGUCCAGAGAGUCAGGUGGAGAACGAACCCAGAAGUCCUAUCCACUUUAAGCCCUUUAUGGGGGGGGGGUUAAUGUUUAGUGCAAAAACAAAUAUUUUUAUGCAAGUCAGCCUUGCAUGACUGCCUUGGGGAGCAAGUCACUUCUUACAGCAGAUUCUAACAUCCGAACAUGGGCACCAAACAGACCAAAGGUGCAGGGUGCCAAGAGGCUGGGCCCAGCCCACAGCACGGGUGGAAACGGACCCCUACCAAGGAGAGGGGUGACAUCUUCACCUCCUUCAUGUUGAGGUCAGGGGACCGGCUGAGUCGUGGAGGGUCCCCUCCGCCCUACCAGCGCCGGAUAAGCAUGAUCCAGGAGAUGAUGCUGAUGGCCAAGCAAGGAAAACAGGACAAGGCCACAGAGAUGCUGCAGACACUCCGGCAGGACUUGGGGAUGGAGUCCACGUCUCUGGAUGAUGUGCUGUACCGUUACGCCAGCUUCAGGAACCUGGUGGACCCCAUCACCCACGACCUCGUCAUCAGCCUGGCCAGAUACAUCCAGUGCCCCCCCAAGACCGGCCCGGGGGAGGAUUCUCUGGGUGCCAUGGAGAAGGUGUGUCGCCAGCUGACCUAUCACCUGAGCCCACACUCACAGUGGAGACGGCAGGGCAUACUGAAGAGGAAGCCGCUGGCAUGUCUCAAGGUCAUGCUGUCGACCCCUCCCCCUAACGGGACGCUGGACCUUUCGGGCAUCCCCCUGACAGUGCGUGACAUGGAGCGCCUUUGUGCCUACCUGCAGCGCCACGCGCCCAUCAUCUGCAGCCUGGAGCUGGGCUUCACCGAGCUCACCGACGACGCCUUCCUCCUCCUCCUGCCCACGCUGGCCGCCCUGCCCCGCCUGGAGACCCUGGCCCUCAACGGCAACCGACUGACCCGUGCCGUCCUCAAGGAGCUGACGGACAGCCUGAAGGACCCGGCCAGCUUCCCCAGUGUCACGUGGAUCGACCUGGGCAACAACGUGGACAUCUUCUCCCUGCCCCAGCCUUUCCUGGUGAGUCUGAGGAAGCGCUGCCCCAAGCAGGGCAACCUGCCCACCAUCCUGGAGUUUGGUGAGAGCCAGGCCAGCGAGCCCGAGGGGAGGGUGGGGGAUGAUGACGAUGACAGGGAUGACACCAACAGGACAGUGAGCAUGGAUGAACUGAGGUCGGAGGUGGAGGGAGAGACAGAGAUUGAGGAGAUGAUGGAAGAGUUGUUGGACUUUGACCUGGAGGUACAGGGGAAGGAGAACGAGAUAGAGGACAGCAUGUGGACAAUGGAGGAGCAGAGGAGGGAGGGACAGAGGAAGGAGGAGACACGGGGACAGGGAAUUAGGAAGAUGGUGGAGAGGGCGGAGCUCGAGGAGGAAGACACAGAGAGUGAGUCCUCCCACUUGUCGUGCUCCAGCCACUCGCAGCAUUCCUCAAGAGCGGUUGAUCUAAUGAAGGAGGAUGGAGAGAAGGGGACUGAUCACGUAGACCACCUAACCUGAGCAAGAACC
Oncorhynchus nerka (sockeye salmon) is the source of this 2604-nucleotide messenger RNA. Its product is annotated as leucine-rich repeat-containing protein 75A-like. The transcript is spliced from 4 exons. The record is from RefSeq and is a predicted model, not a curated record. The coding region runs from base 1258 to 2595 and encodes 445 amino acids. NCBI's taxonomy places the organism in Eukaryota, Metazoa, Chordata, Actinopteri, Salmoniformes, Salmonidae.